UAACCAUCAAAUACGAAACAGAAUCUGUCUCCAUGGUAUCCUCUCCAAAGUCCCAAUCAUCCGUUUGUUCAUCGGACUCAGACACAAUCAUCCUUGAAGACACUCCUACCAGAAAGCGUCAGAGGCUGGACUCUGAAGCUAUGCAACUGGUGAAAUCCAUUCUUACCAAGAAAUCGGGUGGAGAAUAUAUAAUAAAUAAAUACAACCGAAUUAAGUCCUUGACAGAUGAGAGCAGAAGAAAAUUGGUGAAUAUACUGGCAGCUGAGAUGACGGAGAAGAAUGGUACAUCUCCAUCUAGACAGGUGAAGGAAAUGUAUGCACAAGGAAUUGUAAAAUCUUGUUCCCCAACCUCAGAGACCCAUUUUCCAAGAAUGGCUACGAACAUUUUAAUGAUAGCAACAGUAGUACUGGGUACUUGGCCUGGAGAAUUAAAACUAUUCAGAGAUGCAGUGCUAAAGAAAGGCAGUCAUCAUUUGGAGCUUUGGCGGAAGGACCAUCUGAUGAAGACAAGUCGGGAGGACCAACUGUUGGACGAGUUACCCAAUUCAUUCCAGAGACUGUCCUGUCUGAAGAUGAGUGCACGGAAGCGAUGCCACUGAUGAAACAUUCGGCUGACGUGGACAUGGUCAUCAAAAAGAUGAAGCUGACAUUUGCUCAUCGGCAUAACAUGGUCCUGGACCCACAGCAGUCAAGCAACAUUCUAUCUUAUUUUCCUCGUUUUAAAGACAUCAAAGGCUUGGUUGAACAGGAUUUUGUUCUAAUGUUUGGAGAGGAUGUAUCGGGCAAGUUUGUGGAGAAGUGGCCAACCACACUCAAAAAGAAGAUCAUCCAACAAUGCAGAAAGCUUCCCUCCAUCACUGAGCUUGAGGAACUCCUGAUGGCAGCUGACCCUCCUGAGGAUGGGGCUGAAGUGAACGUUGACUUUGGUUGGGACUGUGACCUCUCAUCGAUUUUGCUGCUCUUACACUUGAUCCCACCGACUGCUCUAGGUCGGAAGAGGCCAGGAAAAGUUUCUGCAUCCCGGGCUGAGAAGCAUCUUGUGGUCUUCAAGAAGACUGGAACAAGCAUCCAAGAACAUCUUGACACCAUUACUACCAGCACUCAACCCUGUCUCCUGGCUGUUGGAGUGAGGAAGAAUACAACCCACCAGUUCUUCAUAAUUCUCGACAAGAAUGCCAUACCUUGCAGGUCACACUCCUCUCUUGGUGCUUUUGAUGAACUGUUUAAAGCACACUUUGUGUUUGCGACAUCCUACCACACCAUGCUCCACACCAUGUACACAUUCAUCCAGACUACUUUGUACAACAUUGAUAUUGGGAAGGUCAAAGAGUCCUCAUGUUGCUGAAAUUAGGACAAGGUUGCUUCUGUAGUGUUUGACUUUUGUCUUCCACCAUUAAGUGUUUUGUUUGUCAGGCUGAGUUCCCUAGUUCAAACAUGCUUGUUCGACAUUUACGUUUAGUUCACGGUUACCUGCCUGGAAAAAAUCUUAACCUUAAAUGCGUUCAAACUGGAUGUGGUGGUGUGUUUGGUACUUUCUCUGGUUUUAGGAAGCCUUUGAAAACAAAACACUCAGAGUGUACUGAACUACAGAUU
Molecule: messenger RNA, 1593 nt
Organism: Entelurus aequoreus (snake pipefish)
Lineage: Eukaryota; Metazoa; Chordata; Actinopteri; Syngnathiformes; Syngnathidae
Exons: 9
Coding region: 590-1345 (251 amino acids)
Source: RefSeq, a predicted model, not a curated record